Molecule: messenger RNA, 579 nt
Organism: Cylicocyclus nassatus
Lineage: Eukaryota; Metazoa; Nematoda; Chromadorea; Rhabditida; Strongylidae
Source: the annotation of a GenBank genome assembly
AUGGGACGACAAAUCUACAGUCUGGCUCUUGAUUCCUCCCAAAAAUGGAAUGGCGCUUACACCUUUUUCUCUUUUCUCUAUCAAAGCAACUUAGGAUCAAGUUCAAGGAUAUUGCUGGUUGCUUGCUUUGAAGCCAAACAAAAAAUCAGUGAAUUCGUGGACUAUCUCAAAAACCCGAACAAAUAUACGAAAUUGGGUGCGAAGCUACCUCGUGGUGCAUUGCUCACCGGUCCUCCUGGAUGUGGAAAGACUCUCAUUGCGGAAGCUUUGGCAGCUGAAUCGAUAGCAUCAUUUAUCUCAAUGAACGGGUCCGAGUUUGUGGAAGUUAUUGGCGUCAUUGAGCGAAAAGAAAUGUUCGAUCUGUACCUGAAGAAGAUCAAACUUGACCAUCCUUACAACAAAUUUUCUCAUCGUCUAGCCCAGAUGACGCCGGGUUUUACUGGCGCUGAUAUUGCUAGUGUCGUCAACGAAGCUGCUAUACGAGCUGCCUCCACAGGAAAGCAUGUAGUUUCUGUGAAUGAGCUUGAGUACGCAAUGGAUCGGGUUCUAGCAGGUGCUGAAAGAGGUCACGUUCGUUAG